AUGGCGGCGGGGGCGGCUCAGGGCGUCCAGCGCAACGGGGCCUUGGGACACAAAACCUUGGCGUUGGCACCGGCGGGGCCGGGCUCCCGCACAGACCCGGGCCCAGAGCCUCGCAGCGCCAAGCGCCGGCAUGACAGAGCCCCGCGCCCCGGGGCGUCGCCAGGGAGGCAGAAGUGCGCCGCCUAUGUGCUGGCGCUGCGGCCCUGGAGCUUCAGCGCCUCGCUGACGCCCGUGGCGCUGGGCAGCGCCCUCGCUUACCGCGCCCAGGCCGCCCUGGACCCCGCGCGCCUGGUGGGUAGCGCCGGCGCCGUGCUGGCCGUGCACGGGGCCGGCAACCUGGUGAACACCUACUACGACUUCUCCAAGGGCAUCGACCACAAGAAGAGCGACGACCGCACGCUGGUGGACCAGCUCCUGGAGCCGCGGGACGUGGUGCGCUUCGGCGUCGUCCUCUACACCCUGGGCUGUGUCUGCGCUGCCGGCCUCUACUUCUUGUCCCCGCUGCGGCUGGAGCACCUGGCCCUCAUCUACUUCGGCGGGCUCUCCAGCUCCUUCCUCUACACCGGCGGAAUUGGAUUUAAAUACGUUGCUCUUGGAGACUUGGUGAUCCUCAUCACCUUUGGGCCCCUGGCAGUCAUGUUUGCUCAUGCUGUGCAGGUUGGUUACCUAUCUGUCUCGCCAUUGCUCUAUGCUAUCCCACUAGCUCUCAGCACUGAAGCGAUCCUGCACAGCAACAACACGCGGGACAUGGAGUCUGACCGACAGGCGGGCAUUGUCACCCUGGCCAUCCUCAUUGGCCCCACGUUCUCCUACAUGCUCUACAGCAUCCUCCUCUUCCUUCCCUAUUUGAUCUUCUGCGUUUUGGCCACACGCUACACCAUCAGCAUGGCAUUGCCACUACUCACCAUUCCCAUGGCAUUCUCUCUGGAGAGGCAAUUUCGGAGCCAGAACUUCAACAAAAUUCCCCAGCGGACAGCCAAGCUGAACCUCCUGCUUGGGCUCUUCUACGUUUUUGGCAUCGUGCUGGCCCCAGCAGGCACGCUGCCCAAACUGUAGCAGUGUGGGAUGCUGCAGAAACAGGCCCUGUGACUCAGUAUUAAUGCCAGAGUCCACAGUGCCACGUGACAGGUUUGUUAUGGAUGCAUAUGGCAUGAUGACUUUUUCAAGCCAACGAUUGUAUCGAAGGGGAGGAGAGUAAUGCAGCACUUUCUGUAGUGAAAGCAGCUGCCAGAUGCUUCUGUUAUGCCUAUGUCACUGCCACACACCUGCUCCUGCUUAUCCCCCUCAGUGAUAAGCUUUCAUCUUCUUCACCUAAUAUUCAUGUUUUUUUCUCAUGCCAAAUCCCUGAGCUUCCCCUCCCCAGCCCUAUGGUUAUAUGACAUGGAGUGUGGGCUGUCUAUCCAAAUUGAUAGCCGAUGGGAGCCAUUGUGUUCUGGAGCUUUCCUCUACUAGCUUUCCUGCCUAGGAAUAUCCAUGGUACCCACCACUGUAGCACAGAGGUACUGAAAUGGAACACAACUCCAUUGUUGCACUGAGCUUUUAGCCAAAAGCAAUGAACUUUUUAUCUCCUUUUGCAGAACUAGAAGCUGGGGUUGCAAAUCCAGAGCUCCCAGCCCUGGCUAGAUUGGAAAGUUAUGUUCCUUGCCAUUAUGCUUGCCCCGCGCUCCAAACUCAGUGUGCCCAGGUGAAAGGAUUGUGAUAUUAAAGGUGUCAGACAAGGUGGUAAAAGUGGAGAGGCAGCUGGAUAUUGAUGAGCAGACUUGCAAGCUGACCUAACUUAACUAAGUCUCUAGUAGCAAAAUAUUUCCUAGCUGUCAUUCUUUGAAUCUGUUGUUUAAGGCCCCAGAAUAUUGCACUAAUCCUAUUGUAUUGGGGCAAUGAAGAAGAAAGGUGGGGCCUUAUCAGGAAGGAGUCUAAAUAAUUUCCAUGCCCUUGCCCUGAAACUUGGGAAUGAGAGACGGAUUUAUAUUCUUGCUGAUCAGGGUUUCAGUCAAAAUCCUGCUUAUGUGAUGUGUUGGUCAGCUCUGAAGUUCCAGUCCCUCUUCUUCCCUCCUGUGAAGAUGUGCUCAGUGGUGUUGUUUUUUCCUCUGUCUUGCAGGUCCUGCCACUCAACAGCUAACAGCCCUCUGUCCAGAAGCAGUUCUUGACUCCACAGCAUUGUGAAAAAUGCACAGGGCCAAACACAGCUGUGGAGAAAUGCCACUGAUUUCAGUGGAGUCCCAGGAGGGCAUGAAUUUGACCCAAAUGAUUCAUAUUUUCAGUGGCCACUAAAUCCUUUUCUGUACUGGGGAGGAACCAUUGGGUGUCUGUUUUUAAAAGGGAGCAUCUAGGACUGCUGGCGAUGCUGAAGUUGGAUUGAUGUGGACGUGGAUAUUGCACUGGAGCAUUUGGUGCACAGAACACAAUUUGUCCUUGAGCCAAAGGGCAGUAUGCUAACUUCAGAGCCAAAAAGUCCAUUAGGGAUUGCAGUAUUGUUCCAGAUCUACCCUGGGUGUGUCAAUUCCUCACUUUAAUCCCCUAAGAACAAUGGGUGCUGCAUGUAUUGAAGAUGUAAUGGUAUGGCUGAAGUGGAGCUACCCAAGGAGAUGUGAGCUCUCUGAUCUCGAAGUCUAUUCACGUGGCUUUUAAUGAUGUGGCUGCUGACUGUUUGCUUUGCUUUUGGGCUCUGUGAUUUUAAUCAAAAUGAGUCUCAGCAGGCAGAUGACAGUUCUCAUCAGCUCUGGGUCACUUCUGAUUAAAAUUGGGCAAUGUCUUGACCAGAUCUUAUCUAUAGGCUGCCCAGGAAAAACAAGAAAGCAGAACAGACUUGAGUGAUCUGUGUGCUACUUUUAACAGCAGAGAACAUUGCUUAGGCUAGAAACACAUUCAGAAGAUGAGACCAAAUUGAG
Molecule: messenger RNA, 2888 nt
Organism: Gavialis gangeticus (Gharial)
Lineage: Eukaryota; Metazoa; Chordata; Crocodylia; Gavialidae
Gene: UBIAD1
Product: UbiA prenyltransferase domain containing 1
Exons: 3
Coding region: 1-1056 (351 amino acids)
Biological process (GO): menaquinone biosynthetic process; vitamin K biosynthetic process
Cellular component (GO): Golgi membrane; endoplasmic reticulum
Molecular function (GO): prenyltransferase activity
Source: RefSeq, a predicted model, not a curated record